AUGUGUAUCCACAGGCCAGACAACAUCUUGGCAUUCCUCAACCUCAUCGACAUCUCCUGUCCGACCAGAGAAAGCCCUAUGAUGGUUUAUGCCCUUCACCUAAUCGAGCUCCACGGUCGAGCUCUUCCCCUCUUCAUCUCUCACGAAAAUCAUCAAAAUCCCGAAGAAAGCCCCUACUGCGGCGAUGUGGUCUACGCUUUCGGUCACCAUGAGAGAAGGCACAAAGGGAGCAUUUGCGCACUGGCCUUCACGGCAAUUUCUCCGCGAAAACUAAUGCAUGAAGAUAUAUGUACUCUUGCUCUGAACAAAACUGCUUCCCUAACAGUAAUCCCAUUUCACCGAAAAUGGGCGGUUGAUGGGACGGUUGAGUCGGAAGAUUUUGAGCUGAGGGGGAGCGAUGACCGUGAGGCUUUGUUUUACGCCAAACGGAUGGCAAAGAGUAGGACCUCGGGCAUCGGACUAUCCAUGGUUAAUUUCAAACCCAUGGUAUGUGAAGCUUCUGAUGAAGGGAAAAAGCGAGACUCUGAGGUGUUGAACGAGUUUACGAACGUUGGUGGGGGGGAAAUGGUCUACGUGGAGGAGGUAGUGAAAGAUGGGGCGGAAACUGAGUUGAUAGUAGGGGAAAUGGUGGGCGAAUUCGACCUUAUAAUCGUGGGGAGACAUUGGGGUGUGGAGUUUCCACAGACGUUGGGGUUGAAAGGGUGGAGUGAGUUGCCGGAGAUGGGAGUGAUCGGAGACAUUCUUUCGUCGUCGGAUCUCAAGGGUAGAGCAUCUGUGCUGGUGGUGCAGCAACAGAAAACCACUGCCUAA
Rhododendron vialii is the source of this 810-nucleotide messenger RNA. RefSeq names its product cation/H(+) antiporter 4-like. Gene Ontology annotation, cellular component: endomembrane system. Bases 1 to 810 code for a protein of 269 amino acids. The transcript is spliced from 2 exons. The record is from RefSeq and is a predicted model, not a curated record. Lineage: Eukaryota; Viridiplantae; Streptophyta; Magnoliopsida; Ericales; Ericaceae. Gene Ontology annotation, biological process: regulation of pH.